AUUCGUGGGUUGAGCUAGUAACUGCCACAACUCAUACAGCUGAGUGUCUUCCAAAACAAAGCCGAUGCUCGGGACAGUCAACACCACUGGGAUGCAGGGCUUCAACAAGUCUGAGCGGUGUCCCAGGGACACUCGGAUGACGCAGCUGCUGUUCCCAGUGCUCUAUACUGUGGUCUUCCUGGCAGGCAUCCUGCUGAACACCAUGGCCCUCUGGGUGUUCGUCCACAUCCCCAGCAAUUCCACCUUUAUUGUCUACCUCAAGAACACUCUGGUGGCAGACUUGAUAAUGGCACUCAUGCUGCCUUUCAAAAUCCUUUCCGACUCACACCUUGCGCCCUGGCAGCUCCGAGGAUUUGUGUGCACGCUCUCCUCCGUGGUCUUCUAUGAGACGAUGUAUGUAGGUAUCAUGAUGCUGGGCCUCAUCGCUUUCGACAGGUUCCUCAAGAUCAUCGUACCGUUCAGGAAAACCUUUGUGAAAAAAACGGCUUUCGCAAAAACAGUCUCCAUCUCUGUCUGGUCCCUGAUGUUCUUCAUCUCCCUGCCAAACAUGAUCUUGAACAAGGAGGCAACGCCAUCAUCCGUGAAGAAGUGUGCAUCUUUAAAGAGUCCCCUUGGGCUGUGGUGGCAUCAGGUGGUCAGUCACACCUGCCAGUUCAUUUUCUGGGCUGUGUUUAUUCUGAUGCUUCUGUUUUAUGCGGUGAUUACCAAAAAGGUAUACAACUCCUAUAGGAAGUUUAGGAGUAAAGACAGCAGGCACAAGCGGCUGGAGGGGAAGGUAUUUAUCGUCAUGGCUGUCUUCUUUGUCUGCUUUGCCCCACUGCAUUUUGUCAGAAUACCAUACACUUACAGUCAAACCACCAAUAAGACUGACUGUAGGUUAGAAAACCAGCUGUUUAUUGCUAAAGAAGCAACUCUCUUUCUGGCAACAACUAACAUUUGUAUGGACCCCUUAAUAUACAUAAUUUUAUGCAAGAAGUUCACACAAAAGGUGCCCUGUGUGAGAUGGGGAAAGGCAAGAACAGCAGGGUCAAGCGAAGACCACCGCAGUAGUCAGACAGACAACAUCACCCUAGCCUGACCACUGUGUCCCACAGGUUAAUUUCACACAUGGCCUCACGUCUAUUUAUGGAUGGGAUUUCAAAAGAUCGUUUAUGUGGAGACCUCAUUUAAGCAUUACAGGAAAAAAGAGGGGAAAAAAAAGUUCCCUACAUUUUAUUAUCCUAGUGUAUGGGAAAACAUUACGCCCAUUUUAACCACAUAGAUGUAUUUAUAAGCAGGAUACAUUAAGAGAACAUGUAAUACGGCAAAUGGCCACUAGAUGUCACCUUUUCGAGUGCAUUCAUGUACUAUGGAAAAGGUUAAUGGGAAACAGGUUUGCCUGAAAAACCUUCCUUCUAGUUACCACCCCGAGAUCUCUCACACACAUAAUUCCUAAAACACCAGGCUGGCUUUUACAGCCUUCAGAAUGCUGACACUUGUGGACAGAAACCAACCAACUUGCAUAUCCAGUGCCUGUGUGGAACGGCUAAGGUGGGGGCUCAAAGAGAUGCAGUCUGAGGAACCAAAGUGGGUUGGUCAAAAUAACCCCAGGAAUCUCAAAAGAUUUCCACUUUACAAGUGCAAAGGGCUGCUCCUACAUCUAAACAGAGCACUAGAAGAGAGGCACCUGCGACAGGCAAAGCCAGUUCACAGCCAUGUGCAAUCUGAGAGAGGGGAGGUGUUUAGUCAGCAAAACCUUCCUGGGCAACAGCAUCUGCACCCUGUUGGAAAAUAAUUAUUUCCCUCACUGUUUAUCUAUAAAUUAGGUUCCUUGCUACGCACUGUCUUAUAUUAACUGCUUUCAUUCUUAACCACAUUUCCCAAAAACAGGGUUCGUAAAAAGACAGCUAAAUCAUACAUUUUUACAAAAGGAAUGGGGUAAGGAUAUCCUAGACGGGAUGCUGUACACUAUCUUUAGUGCAUGUAAGCAAGGGAAUGGUUGGCCUGGCAUUAGUAAUAUUCAUGCGGGACGAUUUUUCAAAGCCUGAUUCAUUUUAUUUGUGCCUAUCUACUUCCCUGGAUCUCUUUAUGGGCUUAAGAAAAUUAAAAUAUGUGGCUGGUGAUGCUGGCUUUUCUGGAGAACAUGACGACUCCUCCCCUAACCGCGCCUGUAAUAUGAAAUCCUGGCUUCUCUCUUUCCAUAGCCUCAGAAGCCACAGAGCCAAGACAACUUCCUUGUCUUCCUGGAAUCACUUGCUAAUCUUGACCUUUACAAACUCCAUUUAAUAUGGCACAUUUUGUCUGCACUGCACUGUACAUAGAACCUUCCAUCUGACCCACUUUGUAAGUUCCUAUCAAUUAAUGACACCCAAAGUUGCUGUCCCUUACUCCAGGUAACCUUACCUGCCCAACCUCCUCCAAUUCCUCCAGCCCAAUCACUUCCUCAUCUGUGUGACAUCAUUCCUCAUCUACUUAUCGAAUUGAUUUAGGAUAAUUUGCUAAAUAUGCACUGUGCAAUUAAUAAAUUUUGCUAAAACAAAUCAAAA
Mus caroli (Ryukyu mouse) is the source of this 2525-nucleotide messenger RNA. It is a transcript of the gene P2ry13, whose product is annotated as purinergic receptor P2Y13. NCBI's taxonomy places the organism in Eukaryota, Metazoa, Chordata, Mammalia, Rodentia, Muridae. Gene Ontology annotation, molecular function: G protein-coupled purinergic nucleotide receptor activity. The record is from RefSeq and is a predicted model, not a curated record. Gene Ontology annotation, cellular component: membrane. Gene Ontology annotation, biological process: negative regulation of adenylate cyclase activity; G protein-coupled receptor signaling pathway.